Molecule: messenger RNA, 1500 nt
Organism: Lachancea dasiensis
Lineage: Eukaryota; Fungi; Ascomycota; Saccharomycetes; Saccharomycetales; Saccharomycetaceae
Source: the annotation of a GenBank genome assembly
AUGGCUAAUUCUCUGAAGAGGCAACUGUCCAGUGAAGCAGUCAACUCAGAUGAAAAGCGAUUUCAAGCUACGCUUAACUCAGGACCAGGGCAAGGUGACGCCUUAGCGGUGUUGGUGAGCUUAGUACCUGGCAGAGAAGGAAAAUUCACUUUAACAGAUGCAUCGGUAACAAAAAUUGGCCGAAGUCGAACGUGUGAUAUUGCCCUCUUGGAACCUGAUAUUUCAACGUUACAUUGUGAGCUGUGGACCCUGACCUUGGAAAUUGAUGGUUCUCGACGGCGGAUGAUUAAUGUCAUCGACAAGAGCCGUAAUGGUACUUUUGUAAAUGGCAACCGACUGGUCAAAAAAGAUUACAUUCUAAGAAACGGGGACAGGCUCGUGUUUGGAAAAAGCUGUUCUUUCCUGUUCAAAUAUCUAAUCGACGAAUCGCAAGGGCCCCACGUCCUUCCCUCGGACGAAAAUAGUACAGAACAAUUCAAAAAACCUCUUUUGAGCAGUCAAGAUAUUGUGAGGCGGCCACUUUCGUUGAAAAACCUCUCUUUUUAUGACAGAUACGUACUCGGGAAAGAACUUGGAAGUGGUCAUUAUGCUAUAGUGAAGGAGGCUACAGACAAAAGCAGUGGAGAUAUUGUUGCGGUGAAGAUAUUUCACCCCCAACUGAAUGACGACCAGAAAAAGACAAAACAAUUUCGCGAGGAGACCAAAAUUCUAAUGAGUAUUCAACAUCGCAACAUCGUGAAACUAAUGGAUAGGUUUGUUGAGCCCGUAAGCAAGUCUCAAAUUCAAACUUAUCUCGUUCUUGAGAAAGUCAAUGAUGGCGAAUUGUUUGAUCGGAUUGUGCGAAAAGGAAGAUUGAGACAGAACGAAACAAAUGCAAUUUUUAGGCAAAUUUUAAAUGGUUUACGGUACUUGCAUGCCAAGAACAUCAUCCACAGAGAUAUCAAACCAGAAAAUAUUUUACUUAACAUAAGAAAACGUCAGAGUCCUGAUGAGCUACAGCAAGGUCCAUGGGAUGAAGAUGAGCUUGAAAUUACGAUUAAAAUUGCUGAUUUCGGCUUGGCAAAGUUUAUUGGCGAAAUGCAAUUCACAAAUACCCUCUGUGGGACACCAUCCUAUGUUGCACCGGAGGUAUUAAAAAAGACAGGCUAUUCAGCGAAAGUUGAUUUAUGGAGCGCAGGUGUCCUCUUAUAUGUAUGUCUUUGUGGCUUUCCCCCUUUCAGUGAACAGUUAAGCCCGCCCUCCAUGAAAGAACAAAUUUUACGGGGGAAAUUGGCAUUUUACUCCCCUUAUUGGGAUGACAUUGAUGACUCUUGUCUACAUCUGAUAUCAAACCUCUUAGUCGUUAAUCCCGCUACAAGAUUUGAUGUAGGACAAACCAUCAAUCAUCCAUGGUUCGCCAGAGAAGCUUUUGAGCCGGACUCACUACCUCUUAAAAACCGAGAAUUGGUGAAGGCCAAUAAAAUUCUGAAGACAUUUUCGGAACUUUCUAACUUAAAAUAG